Molecule: messenger RNA, 611 nt
Organism: Chlamydomonas reinhardtii
Lineage: Eukaryota; Viridiplantae; Chlorophyta; Chlorophyceae; Chlamydomonadales; Chlamydomonadaceae
Exons: 2
Coding region: 155-394 (79 amino acids)
Source: RefSeq, a predicted model, not a curated record
CAGGAACACCCCUGUCCGUGGCUGCGUGCGUGGCAUACUCGCAUACUCAGUGGCUGCGUCGGCAAAAAGUAUCAUACUGGCACAAACCGCGACUGCUACGUAUUAGUAUUUGUUAUUGCCUACUGCGGAGCGAGAGCCUCCCACCCUCCCGACCAUGCAGACCUGCUACAACUGCGGGUGUCAGGAGAUGGCCAUCAAGCGGCUUGGGGGGCUGAAGGAGGGGCAGCGGCCCUGGUCGGUCAAAGUCUGCAACGACUGCUUGACGACCUGGAACCGCGACGUCUCCGCCGCCAACGUGAUCCGUGUGCUCCUCCUGCUGAAGCUGAUGGGCUUCGAGCGGCCGACCAAGCUGCAGCGGCCGCCAUGGCCGCCGGCGGCGGCGGGGCCGGGCUGAGAGCCUGAACGGCGCUAGCAGGGCGUGGGGCUGAGGGUGCACGUGUCGAUUGGCGGCGAGUGACGUGACUAGUUUGUUAGCUGCGGGUUAGCACGGACUGUGCACCCCACCCAACCGGCCACGUCCGGAUUUGCGGGGAUGCCAAAGGCCCCCAACAUAGAGGCGUGUGCUUUGUAGGCGCCCGCGUCAAGGUGGCUGGGUUGAUAACGACCCGGGA